Molecule: messenger RNA, 2388 nt
Organism: Penicillium pulvis
Lineage: Eukaryota; Fungi; Ascomycota; Eurotiomycetes; Eurotiales; Aspergillaceae
Gene: cef1
Product: putative cell division control protein (Cdc5)
Exons: 4
Coding region: 1-2388 (795 amino acids)
Biological process (GO): mRNA splicing, via spliceosome
Cellular component (GO): Prp19 complex; spliceosomal complex
Source: RefSeq, a predicted model, not a curated record
AUGCCUGUAGUCAAAGGAGGUGUCUGGACCAAUAUCGAGGACGAAGUGCUUCGUGCAGCUGUCUCCAAAUAUGGUCUCAAUCAAUGGGCUCGAGUGUCCUCUCUCCUCGCUCGGAAAACGCCGAAGCAAUGCAAAGCGCGCUGGAUCGAAUGGCUGGAUCCUGGUAUUCGCAAGGUCGAGUGGUCGCGAGAGGAGGAUGAGAAGCUUCUGCAUCUUGCCAAACUGAUGCCCACACAAUGGCGUACCAUCGCCCCCAUCGUCGGCCGCACCGCAACACAGUGUCUUGAACGAUACCAAAAACUUCUAGACGAGGCUGAGGCCCGUGAAAACGAUGAUCUUGGUUUGGGCGGACCGGAGGGUGGAGAGGCUUCUGCUCCCAGCGCGGAUGAUGUUCGCCGCUUACGCCCCGGUGAGCUGGACCCUGACCCAGAAUCGAAGCCUGCGCGUCCCGACACAAUCGAUCUGGAUGAAGAUGAGAAAGAAAUGCUCAGCGAGGCGCGAGCGCGUCUUGCUAACACACAGGGUAAAAAGGCCAAGCGAAAGGCCCGAGAACGUCAAUUAGAAGAGUCCCGUCGACUCGCAGUGCUACAGAAGCGCCGUGAGCUCAAGAACGCCGGUAUCAACGUUAAGGUUGUGACUCGAAAGCCUGGCCAGAUGGACUACAAUGCAGACAUUCCAUUUGAGAAGCCAGCUGCACCGGGAUUCUACGAUACUGCAGAGGAAGAGGUGCGAAAUGAGCGCCAACGUGAAAUGUUCGACCCUCGGAAGCAGCAGCUGGCCAACAAGCGAAAGGGCGAUCAAGAUGACGAUGCCGAGCGCAAGAAACGGAAGAACGACAAAAACAGCAACGCGGCUGCAUUUGCGGCUGCCGCACGUGCGGGCCAAAUGCAAAAGAUUCGGGAAGCAGAGCAAAGCAGCAUGCGACGAGGACUGGUUCUGCCUGCCCCCCAAAUCAGCGAAGGUGAGAUGGAAGACAUUAUAAAGAUGGGCAUGGCCGGAGAAAAGGCAAGCAAAAUGAGCUCAGACGAGGAAGCCACUCGGGGACUCAUUGGAAAAUAUGGAUCGAUUGUUGGAGGCACUCCCAUUCGUACUCCACGUGCUGCCCCUGAAGAGGACCGCAUCGCAAACGAGAUCAAAAACAUUCGGGCUUUGACCGAAACACAAUCCUCUCUGCUUGGUGGAGAAAACACCCCCCUCCACGAAGGCGGUUCCUCUACUGGCUUCGAUGGCAUCGCUCCGCGGAGGCAGGAUAUUGUCACACCCAACCCUAUGGCCACCCCGUUCAGACAGGCCAACGGAAUGGGCGCAACUCCUAUGCACGGUGGAAUUGGGCCUGGCGCUACCCCUCUCCGCACACCGCGCGAUCAUUUUUCUUUGAACGAAGAAGGCGCAGCUGGACAGCUUAUUGGCAGCACACCGCGAGAUAUCAAGUUGCAUGAAAAUUUCACGCGCCAGCAGAUCCGCAGCAAGCUAUCUUUGCUCCCUAAACCCAAGGAGUCAGAGUGGGAAUUGGAAGAGCUUCCAUCUGAAACAGCUGAGCCCUCAGACUCUGUCGCAUUCACUCAGGAAGAUGCGGCUGAGCGGGACCGCAGAGAGCAGGAAGCCCGGGAGCUGGCCGCCCAGGCUGAAUUCAAGCGCCAGUCACAGGUCUAUCAGCGUGGCCUCCCUCGACCAGUCGUUCUUGACAUUGAUGCUUUAAUGAAGCGUGCUUCUGAAGUCAACAAUUCAAUCGAGGGUCUGAUUGCCCGAGAAGCUGCUGUACUGAUUGCAUAUGAUUCUCGGAAGCACCCGUUGCCUGGUGCCAAGGUUGAGGGCAAGGCACCUAAAUUGGGACGUCCGGACGAUAUGUUCAUGGAUUCAGCGCGCGCAGCUAUUGCGGCCGAAAUGGCCUCGACUGAAGCCCAGCAACAGCAAGAGGUGUGGCAAGAGAAGUUUGACGAUGUCUGGUCGUCAACUCGUGCCAAUGCCCUUCCGGGCCUCGAUGGCUACGCCGACGAUGAAGAGCAAGAUCAAUUCCUUGAGGAACAACGCAUGAUCGCAGCGUUCGAUAGCGUUCAAACAUCUCUUCUCGCCACUGCCGAGCAGGGCAACAAACUCGAAGGAAAGCUUGCCAAGGUUCAUGGCGGAUACCAGAAACGAGCCAAGACACUCCGCGCCAAGAUUCUUGAAGCCGGCACCGCUUUGCCCAAGGUCCAAGACGACUUGGACUCUUUCCGCACACUCCAGAUCUCCGAAGAAGCAGCCAUUUCUCGGCGCUUAGAGAAGCUACGGGAAGAUGUGUCCUUUGUCAUGCGUCGGGAGCGGGAGGCCCAGGAAUUGUAUAAGACACGGAAGGAUGAGCUGGAUGAGUUGGUUGCUGGUACCGCCACCGUGAAUGGAUGGCAUUGA